Molecule: messenger RNA, 2032 nt
Organism: Hypomesus transpacificus
Lineage: Eukaryota; Metazoa; Chordata; Actinopteri; Osmeriformes; Osmeridae
Product: muellerian-inhibiting factor-like
Exons: 9
Coding region: 16-1698 (560 amino acids)
Biological process (GO): gonad development
Molecular function (GO): growth factor activity
Source: RefSeq, a predicted model, not a curated record
AUUGUUUUCACAUACAUGUUACAUGGUGCAGUGACAACCAAGUGCAGUCAAAGAGAAGGCAAGAUUCAGAAAGGACACGACCCAGCCCACACUUGGAGCCGGCAAGGAAACAAAAUGUCGUACGAGCGUCUCCUGUCUCUCCAGAGUCUGAGUGAGGUUGCCAGUCCCUGGAGGGGGCUGACCCUGAACCGCUGCCUAGUUCUGGCCCUGCAGCUGGUUCUGGUCAGCACAUCCCCUGCAGUUGAAGGUUCAGACCAUCAUAAAGCCCCCUCCUCACUCCACCCUGGAACCCCCAGACGAGGCCCCCUGGAACACAUGCUCUCAGCCUUAAGGGAGGGCUGGCCCCCCCGAGGGGGGCAGGGGGGGCAGGAGGCUCUGGUCCGGUUUGGAGUGUGCCCGGGGUCGGAGGGGAGCCCUGUCGCUGCCCUGGCACGGCUGGUUGGUGCUGGGGACAGACUGCGUGUCAUGCACCCUGAAACAGAGCUGGUGGAGGAGAAGGGAGGAGGAGGGGGAGGACGGCUGGUGUUGACCUUUCACCUCCCCCUUUCUCCGCUCCUGAAGCUGCAUCCUGUCCUCGCCCUGGCUUCCAGUGUUCCCAUGACAACCUCAGACAUGGAGGUCUCCUUCACCAGCCCUGCCCUCCAACCUCCUACACAAACGCUGUGUCUGUCAUCGAAGACCCAGUACCUGGUUCUGACUGGACAGCCCUCAGGGGGCCACAAAUGGAGAGUUUCUGUCACAUUGAUGACACCGGAAACAGAAUCAGGGAAAAAGUUGUCUGAGCUACAAAGUAUUCUGAUUGGUGGAGAAACAUCAAGUGAAAUCAUUAUGACCCCUCUGCUACUGUUAUCAUUGGAUAGAGCGACAGGAAAGAGAGAGCCACCGGAGCCAUGCGGCUUCCUGUGUGAGCUCCAGAGCUUCCUGUCUGAGGUGCUCCCACAGGUGCCCCUCCAGAACUCCGCCCCCUUCCCCCUGGCCUCCCUGAAUUCCCUGCCCCCCCUCCUCCUGGGCCCCUCCUCCAGUGAGGCAUUCCUCCUCGGCCUCAUCAACUCCUCUGGCCCCAUGCUGUUCUCCUUCCCCCAGAGGAGGCCAGUGCUGGGGGGGCAGGGGGGGGAGCUUUCCCUGACCCCCGGCUUGCUGGAGACCCUGAGGCUGCGGCUGGCGGAGGCCGUGGGCCGGCUGGGGUGGGAGGAGCUGGGAUUCAGCGGCAUGGACAGGCUGUUGAGGCUGCAGGAGCUCAGCGCCCUCCCCAGGCCAGGAGAGGAACUGCAUAAAGGUGGGGGUGGCUCCAGAGAGAGGCAGUACCGGGCCCUGCUCCUGCUCAAGGCCCUGCACAUGGUUCAGGGGCAGUGGGAGGUGAAGCGGGGCCUGCGUGUGGCGCGGGCAUCCCCUGAGCAGAGCUCCGUCUGCCAGCUGCAGAGCCUGACCGUAUCCCUAGAAAGCUCCUUCAAGGACCCGCUGCACGCCGACAUCAAAAACUGUGAGGGCAGCUGCCACUUUCCCAUCCUGCAGGGCGUCGACGGCAACGACCAUGUCAUGCUGCUCAACAGCCAGGUGCAGGGAGGGCGGGAGCUGGGACGAAGCCCCUGCUGUGUGCCCCUGGAGUACGGCCCCCUGACAGUGGUUGAGCUGGACGACAACGGAGCCACCAUCAGCAUAAAGGACGACAUGGUGGCCAAGAAGUGUGGCUGUCGCUAAAGAGGAAAAGAGGAGGGUGGAGAGGAGGAGGGUAACCCUUCUUUUUACAGUCCCUUAAUGACUAGGUAUUACGUGGAAAAUAAAGGGUAUGUUUGCUUGCACAAUGUAAUUUUGCGAGUUUGUUAGUUGCUACUUAGUUAAUACAUUUUUGAUGAACGCAAGUUUCUUCAAUAUAUAUAUUAGAAACAUUACAACGGGGCUCCAGGGGCUCCAGUGUGAGUUCAAACCAAAGUGCCAGAUGGUAUCAGUUGGUCACACCAGUGCAAGAAACCCUCCCCAACCCUCCCUCGCCCCACCUAAAUGAUCGCUUUCAGUUCUGUAGUACGUUUUAAUA